AUGUUCGGCGACCAUCGAUGUCAGUAUACACAAGGAGCUCAACACUGCGUCCUUUCAACGGCUAGUGUCUGGACUGGAGCGGGCCAAACGUGCUGCUGUUAUGACUGGGACGGUUGGCUGAUGUUCAGUGACGAUUUUGAAUACAACGAUCAGUAUCUUCGAUUUCUACUCGGCUGGCGUUCCAUACAGCUCAUCCUUUUGGUGCGUUUCCAUACAAACGUCCCUCCUUAUGUGCCUACAAUGUCGAACUUUUUCAACGACCUACUACCGUACGAAAUGUGCUGCAAAUGGGCAGGUCACUGCGAGUUCUACUUUUGGAGACGUCAAACCAGUACCUGCCAGGAGUACAAGCCACCCACAAUAGAUGUGUUCAAUUGGGUGGCCGACGAGAGACGAUUUUCGGACUCUUGGCCGAGAUUGGUCGCCCUAGAAAAGCUGGCCGGCGCCGCUGCGUUGUGCAAGCUAAUCAUCUCUAGAAAACGCCUGCUAAAUGAUCAACGCAGCAGCUCGACCGAACCAGUUCCGGCUCAUCAUGUCAGCACGGAUGGCCAAGGCCAA
Molecule: messenger RNA, 558 nt
Organism: Ostertagia ostertagi
Lineage: Eukaryota; Metazoa; Nematoda; Chromadorea; Rhabditida; Trichostrongylidae
Source: the annotation of a GenBank genome assembly